ACAGCCAUCAACAACUGGAGAUGUUUUAGGUUAUAUGUACGAGUUUGACUGUAAACCUGAUGCGGGGGACUCAGGAACAAAUGGGUGGCUAACGGUAGCAUUUCAGCAUCACUUAGGGUAUGUAGACAAGGAUGCACAGCUACAAAUACAAGCAUGCCCUGGCAGUAUAUCUGGAGAAGAUAAACGUACAGUGUUCAAUCAUUUCUACUUUUACCAUUUAUAUUUAUAUUUACCACAUAAUUAUACUAGCAGAUACACAGUCAGAAUUACAUUUUUCUAUAGGAUGUGUUCUGGCUUCAACGAUGUGCCGUUAUUUCUUUCAAAUUUUCCAUAAUGCAUGCUCUGUGUUUCUAUUAUUUAUAGUAAGACAAGCACUAUUUGAAAUCUACAUAUAUGGCGUUACAUCACACAAUAGUCGAUGGAAGUCAUUGAUAAAAAUGAAAAACUUCAAAUCGAAGCAUGGUAUUUUCAGUUCCUCCCCAACCAACAAUGACAACACAGACUUCUGCAAUUUCUUCUACAUCUGACACAGUGGUUAUAUCAAAAGCGCAGAAGGUAACAACAGAACGUUUAACAAAUCAAAUCAAAUUUCAACAAAGCAACGAAUUCAAUUACUUCUGCAAUUACCGUACCUACGAUCAUUAUAUCCACCAUAGGUACGACAUCAACAACAGUCUUUGACCCAUAUUUAGGUACAACACAAAUCCAAAAUACCACUAAGGAGACACGAGUAACAGCCCUGUCAACACAGACAGCUCUUCCCACAAUAACAGUAAAAAUGAAAUGAACCACCCAUGAGCCUGCUCACAAUCUUACCAUACAACUACCAAUUACAACAACAGGAGCAACUACCCCGGCAACUAAACAAACAACUACAACCACACUUACUAGUCCUGCAUCAAACACAUCACAAAAUGUGAACACUGUACAGGCAACAGUUACUGUAUCAAGGGUUACGCCUAUCCAAAGCUAGAUGGCCGUUUGAAACUUUUCUAUAUUUCAAGGCAUUUUUUCUGUUAAUUCUUACGUAUUUAUUACUGGCAAUGGUGCUGUACGUGAUCCGUAAAAAAACCUUUUCAGUUUAUAAUCAAUGUUGUUAUUCAAUAUACACUGGAAUAUUUUUAAUCUUUGGGCAUGUUUGUUUCUUUUGUUUCUGGUUUUAGCCAUAUCGACUAAUAUUCGUGAGAAUAUGAAUUUGCAGAUUGCAGUAUUUAAAGACUAAAUAAGAGGUAAUGUUACGCAUUUCGUAUAUUGACGCAACCAGGAAACCCACGAAAAGUAGCUAUAGUCUUAUGAAAGUAUUUAUGACUUCACACUACAUCCGUUAUAUGCGUUGUUUAUACGACUUCUUUAUAUACCAGGAGGGAAGUAACGUUGAAAACCUGGAACCAGGCACAUUUCUUAUAUUUAACAGUUUUGUUUUCAGGCCAUACAGAAUUAUGACCUAUAAGAAUUCAAUUAGAAGCGAAGGGAAAUGGCGCAAUUUAGAAAGAAAUGUUAUGAAGUUGUUUAAAAGAGGAUUUCAUGGUCUCAUGCCGAAACUGUUUGUCAAAGUAACACUUAGUGAAUAUUCACAGUCAACAAGAACAGGACUUUAUCCUCAAUUUUCUCAAAAGCAUUCGCAGUCAUGCUGUCAUACUUCAUGACAGAAAUAGGGAAGAAAAGCCCGAAUAGACAUCGGGUAUAUUUACACAUGUUUGACAUGUACCUAUGAUCUUUGUGCUCCGUUUUCAAACAUGCAAUUUCUGCUAGUUUUGUUUGUUUUGUAUAUUGUUGUUGUAUUUUUUUUGUUUAACGCCGUUUUCCAACAGUAUUUUACUUAUACAAAGGCGGGCAGUUAACCUAACCAGUGUAUCUGGAUUCUGUAUGAGGACAAAUCUGCUCGCCGCAAGUAACUAGAAAAAAAAUAAAUUCCCCACAUAAAUCAGAGGAAGAGGUCGCGUGAUGUCAGACACAAUGUCUUUUAUCAAAUCUUCACGGAGAACAUACGCAUCGCCCGGAGAUCGAUAAUACGACCACGUGAUCCGUAGAUCUGAACUCUCCCUUCUGAGCUAUGUAGGUGAGCGAUUUCAGCUAGAGACAAGCAUUAAUUUUAAAGUUGAUACGUUAAGGUAUGAUCGACCUGGUUAUGGCACGCAAGUAAGGACAAAACAAACUUAAUAAAAUUUUAAGCAAACAUCAUUUUUCAAAAUCUUAAUACCAUACUUCCACAAAUAACUUCAAUAUGUGAUUAUACUGCUCGUAUCAAUCAGAAAAUAUAAUGCAAUUUAACACAUGUGGCCAUGUACAACCAUGUUUUGAAUUAGAUGUUCUAUUUCUUCAAAUUUUAAACCGACAAUGCUAUAUUUACAGGUCAAAAAGUCACAUAUAUCAACUGGAAAUCUGGUCGAAAAAACACGUACCACUGGAGAAACAAGACUGUGUCUAUAUGUCUGGAGAUGGUGCAUGGAACGACAUAAAUUGUGGAAGUGAUAAUAUAUUAACUGAGCAACAAGUUGGCCAUCCAUGCUUAUAUAUGCCAGUACAGGCAGUUAAAUUUGUGUUCGAUGCGUAUUCAUCAGCACGCAGCAAAAGACAAAGCAAUACUCAGUCAAUAUGGGCAUAGCUGCUAUGAGCUUAUUCCCAAUGUUACCGUUGCCUGGCAACACACAUAGGAUAUAUGUAAAAGCAGAGGGGAACAUCUGGCAGUCAUCGGAAAUGAGGAAGAAUAGGCAUUUAUUCAGGGUUUUAUGCAGCAGUACUAGUAUUUAUCACAUAGUUCUGUUUGCAUCGGGCUCACUGAUUGGAGAUCAGAAGGUCAUUUUUACUGGACUUCAGGGGAAAAAACUCAGUUUACAAACUGGAAACCAAAUCAUGUAAAUGGUAACCAUGCUGACUGUGUUAUUUUUAUGCCAUACAACAAAGGACAGUGGACUACUGCUCCCUGUGGUACUACACAUCACUAUACUUCAGGAACAACCGAUGUUGGUGAAACACAUCCAUUACUUUGUCAAUAUAGUGAGUUUCAAUGUUCCAUCUCGGCUAUCAAGAAUGUUAAUAUAAUUGUGAGCAUUUUCAGUUUCAUUCUUAAAACCUUUACUUGAGAUAAGUUAUUUGCAAACGACCAGUUUUCUAGAUCUAUCAAGAUAAUGUAUAAAAAUACUUUACUAUAGUUUCAAUCUAUUUGUUUCAGCUUGAAUACACUUCUACUAGAAAUAUUUAAAGGAAAGACAAAAUCUAUUACUACCCUGCACUUUUUCUCAUUUCUGAUUCCAGUGGAGAAGUAUAAUUGCCCAUUGAACAAGUAAAAGACGGCUCAUAUGUUGUAGAAAGUUUAUCAUUUUGUAAUAUAUUUCAGUUUUACUGUAAAGCCUUGACAUGCAGUUUAAACUGUGGAAACCUUUAGAUGCUGGCGGUUGCGACCAGUGCAGAUUAAGAUCAGCCUGCACGAUCAUGGUCUGCACUAAUCUCUAUUUAGUCAGCAUAUUUUUAAUGAAACCCCCUUUGAUUAAUAAGUGGUGCUGCCUAAAUUCAAUGAUGGACCAGUCCAUUUUUAAAAAUGUUAACAAUCGUAUGUAGCAAUAAUUGCAAUUUACAGUAUUUAAAUAUAAGGUAAGUUACCAUUCAUUUAAAUAUAAAGCAUAUUAUAUAAUAUCAAUAUCUGAAGAAUUCUUUUUAUUUUACAGACACACUCAGUGGAGCGCCAGUCGUUGGCUAAACAAUAUAGUGCGUUGAAUAAGAUGUUCUGAAUCAAUAAAUAUUACUCUUCAGUACAAUUUGUCUUUAGUAUGUGACUCCAUAACUUCUUCGUUGCACGUACAUGUAUAUCAUGUUUUAUGUUUUCCACGUUAUAUGAAAUGGUAAAACAGCUGUUUUCAAGAAAUUUAUCGACGGUUAAUCUGAUGAAUGUUAUCAUAUUUUAAUCAUUUAAGCAUCAACUACAUUUUGUCUUUGGUUGUUGUGCUGGAAAUAAGUGUUCAGACAUAACAUCAUAUAUUCAGCUUCCCUUAUAAUAGAAUUACGUUUCAUAAAAAAACGUCUUGUUUUCGGGAUUGGGUCCAUCGUGCUCUCGCCAUUACUAACGCAGUAUAAAUAUGAUAUCAUUAAUUUCAAACUUCCCCUUAUUAGGCAACAGUUUUGAGCAGCACUUUCGAAGUGCCAUUUCUUUGUCGUCUAAAAGUAAUUUUCUUGUAAAGACGAUAAUAUUUUUUAUACACAAAGAAAGGGCAUGGGACUGACUUGUGUAAGAUUACUAUUAAUUUGUAUACAUGUUUACUUUUCUCUUAUAAUACCUCGUUUCAAGUUACAUUGAUUUUGCACUGUCUAUCCUUUAAACUUUAAAAAGUGUCUUCUUGGUAUUUUUUGUAAUAUCUUAUUUUUCAUAAUGUAUAGCAUGAUUAUAAAUAACAAGAAAGAACAAAAAAAACAUAUACUGACAAAAAACAAUCAAGAGGAAAAAGGUCUAAAAUUUAUUUUUAUCAUAUAGUUAUAAACCAGAGACUAUUUAUAUUUAUCAUAUAAUUAUAAACCAAUGACUAUUGUAUUCAUAAUUGAUUCGAUUGACCUUUUCAUUCCCUUGCAGUCUUAUCUAUAAGUGUAUUGUAUAUACAUUCAAGUCAGAUGAACGAAAUAUAUCUGUCAAUCUGAAAGGAUAUUGUACAUGUAUAUGGUAAUAGGUAAGAAAGUUUAAAAUUUGAAACAUAUAUGAAAACACAUGGUUUUGAUCGGAAGGUUUUGUGUAUUGUCAAAUUCGAUAAAUUAUUCACUGUCAAAAAAUUUAUAAUUCCAUUAAAACUUUCCAUAUUAUGCUAAUAAUUUCCAUUUAAGAAUAUUAAGAAAAUGAAGAUAAAGGCAAUAAGCUAAAUAUCGUAGUCAUAUUUGGUAGAUUUAUAAAGCGACAUAUUUUAGCGUUUAUUUUCUCUCACUAAAGUCCUUACAGUGUUGUACAAACUUGUUGUUACAAUGUGGUACAGACUUAAUAGCAUAAAAGUUUUGCAUGGUAACCUAAUAAAAUGCUAAAAGCAUUGUGUUGAAGGGAGUAAACCAGUGCAAUACUUUGAAAUAAUGGAGAAAAUCAACAUUCUUUUUGGUUGUUUACUCAAAAUCUUUGUGGAAAUAUACAUGUUGAAAAAAUUGACCCCAACUACGAAAGAAUAGUUUAAGGAAAUUAAAAGAAAAACGGUUGAAGCUUUGUAUUAACAUUAUGGGGUAUACAUGAUCUUGGGGGGAGCUUUGGAUUACUAGUGAUUUGUAAUUUCCAUGUCAGAUCCGCAAUUAUAUUAACACUUAGCCUGCUAAAUUUCUAAAAUUAAGGUUAAAACAUUGUUUACAUUUAAAAUGUAUUGAUAUGAAUAGAACUAAAAUUACCAUCCGUAAAUACGUGUACGCACCAUUAGCAAGAAUUAUUUGCACAUUCUUCAAAUUGAAUUGAUUUUGAUUAAAAUGCUAAAUAAAUAUUGGAGUGUCUUGACUCAAUGAUUUCAAAUUAUUUUCAUUCAAAAUGGUGAAGAUAUAUUACGUUGUUGCGCUGUUAUUGUGAGAAUUCUUGCAUUGACGGGUUAACACAUUCUUUUUCGAAUAAUGUCAAAACACUUCAUGUGCACCGCACUCUAAAUAUUUUGAUAACUUUACAGUAUAAGUUAAUUUUAAAACCUUUGAAGGGAUUUGAAUUGAUAAAAAAACAGAUAUGUGGAAAACGUAUAAAAAUGAGUCCAUGGUUAUGACACUUUUUCAUCGAGGUGAUUACAAGUUAUUUCGUAGAAAGUUGAAUCCAUUCGGCUGUCAAAUAAAUCCAAAAAUCAGAUUUAUACAUAUUCAUAUAUAUGCAAUAUGCCUCAGCUUAUAUUUCGUGAAAAACUCUUUAAGAGACUGGAUAUGUAAAUUUAGUUAACUAGUAAUUUUGACGACUUCAAAAUUCUCUCACCCAUUUAAUUACAAAAAAAAAAGAUUAAAUAAUUGCUUGUAAACUGAAACUUUCCUAUUUAGAAUCAUUUCAGGUACGAUGCAUUGGUUUGCAGUAGCCAUUUUCAUUUCGAUCGUGAUAUCUGUUCGCUCAUAUUACAAAUGUGUGUGUAGUUACAGCUUUGGAACAAAUGUAUAUUCUAAGCCUACAGUUCAAAGUGACAUUUUAGGCUACCUGUUAGAGUGUAAACCAGAAGUGGAACAAUCCAAUGACCAAUGGCUUACAGAAGCGUUUUGGCAUCAGUUGAUCCAAUGACAACUACGACAACUGUGGAACCGACAACAACUAUAACUCAAGAAUUUACAACAAUAACCGAGGUGCCAACUACGACAUCAGAGAAAAAAAAUGUACAUCUAUGCGGCAAUCAUUUGAUCAACCAAGCAUCAAGUGAGGCAGGGACACUAGCACGGUAUGGCCAUAGCUGUUAUGAAGUCUUUCCCAAUGCAGAAAAGACUUGGAGUGAAGCAGAAAGUUUUUGUCACAGCCACGGAGGACAUUUAGCACAUAUUAGUAGUUCACAAGAGCAAAGUUUCAUCCAAGGAUUUCUGCAAAGGUACUCACCACGUCACGUUGUUUGGAUUGGUCUCAGUGAUAAGCAUUCUGAAGGAUAUUUCCAAUGGACAUCAGGGAACGCAGUUCACUACACAAACUGGGUACCAGGCCACAUUAGCAAUUUUGUUCAUCACAGUCAAGAGGACUGUGUUGUUUUCAUCCCUUACAAGAACGGACAAUGGGAUGAUAUUCCGUGCGGACCUACAGACUCUACAAAUCACCACGUCUACGUCGUUGGAGAGCUCCAUCCAGUUUUGUGUCAAUACAGUAUAUCGACAAGUCCGUCUUUUGUGGGAUAGAUGCCGCAAGUAGUGGCAUUUAUAUGCAGAAUAUUUGUUAACUUCCAAAAUAAAGAAAUACACG
This is a messenger RNA of Mercenaria mercenaria, 6856 nucleotides long. Its product is annotated as brevican core protein-like. Bases 6157 to 6792 code for a protein of 211 amino acids. The transcript is spliced from 9 exons. NCBI's taxonomy places the organism in Eukaryota, Metazoa, Mollusca, Bivalvia, Venerida, Veneridae. The record is from RefSeq and is a predicted model, not a curated record.